UGAAAAAAGAUAAAGGAAAGAAUAUUUCUUACUCGAGGGGGAACGACAAAAAAAGAAAACAUAUCUAGUAUAGAAUGCGUGAAAGAACGCGAUUCCGCCCAGUGACUUCCUUCACAUUCUUAGCUUUAUUUCUCGCGGUUGGACUUGCGGAUGGAUUGAGAGAUGAUUUGCCACAAACUUAUGAAGCCGAGGUAGACAAUCUUGCCGCCUUGGAAAGAAAUCAGAGAUCUUUCCGUUAUGACGUAUAUGGCCCGGGAAGAAGGUCAAGCCACCAGAAUGACGACAGCAACCUUUGCAUUCCAAUGUGCGCCAACAGCGGAACCUGCGUUAACAGAACGUGCAUCUGUUCCGUUGGGUGGCGGGGAAGAAGUUGCAGAGAGGAGGUCUGCUCGCCUGGGUGCUUGAACGGUGGUACCUGUGAAAAUGGAAAGUGCAAAUGCCCUUCAGGCUGGGAAGGAGACCGCUGUCAAAAUAUUGCGUGUACGAAAGACUGUGCGAAUGGGGCAGCAUGUGUGAACGAUACCUGUGUUUGUAUUAAUGGCUGGGCCGGAGAAACUUGCACCAAAGAUUAUUGUCUCGAUUAA
Molecule: messenger RNA, 584 nt
Organism: Stylophora pistillata
Lineage: Eukaryota; Metazoa; Cnidaria; Anthozoa; Scleractinia; Pocilloporidae
Cellular component (GO): extracellular matrix
Molecular function (GO): protein binding; serine-type endopeptidase inhibitor activity
Source: RefSeq, a predicted model, not a curated record